This is a messenger RNA of Hordeum vulgare subsp. vulgare (domesticated barley), 1410 nucleotides long. RefSeq names its product F-box/kelch-repeat protein At3g61590. Bases 29 to 1237 code for a protein of 402 amino acids. The transcript has a single exon. Gene Ontology annotation, molecular function: protein binding. NCBI's taxonomy places the organism in Eukaryota, Viridiplantae, Streptophyta, Magnoliopsida, Poales, Poaceae. The record is from RefSeq and is a predicted model, not a curated record.
GCCAUCGCUCUACCUGCAUUUUUGUAUCAUGGAAGAUGAUUCGUCAUGGGAAGCUCUUCCAAUUGAGCGCAUCAGAGUUCCUGCAUUCAACUUUCGAGUUAUUUCAGAGGCUAGCAAUGGAGAAAAUGAGCUGCCAGUUUCAUUGGAUGCUGUUGUUCCUGGUGAUAUUCUUGAGAAAAUUUUCACCUUCUUGCCAAUAGCAAGCAUGAUAAGGUCAACAGCAGUGUGCAAGAGAUGGCAUGAUAUUAUCUACUCAAGCCGGUAUCUUUGGACCCACAUGUUGCCUCAGAGGCCCUGGUACUUCAUGUUCACCUGUAACGAGACUGCUUCUGGAUAUGCUUAUGACCCCAUCCUCCAUAAAUGGUAUGAUUUAGAGCUUCAAGGCAUUGACAAGAGCAGCUGUUUCGUCUCUUCUUCUUGUGGGCUAGUUUGCUUCAUGGAUAAUGACAACAGAAACAUCAUUUCUGUAUCUAACCCUAUUACAAAAGAUUGGAAGAGGCUGUUGGAGCCCCCAGGUGCAAAGUUUCCAGAUUACAGCACUGUUGCCAUAAAAGUAGAUCAGGUGACUCACAAUUACACUGUUACAUUGGCAAAAUCGAAGCAGGUACCUGAGGAUUAUGUCCAAUGGGAGUUCUCUUUAUACAGGUACGACUCAUGGAGUAGUUCAUGGGUAACUGCAGUGAAGGAGGUGUUCAUUGGUUGGAGAGGGGGUGACGAUAGUGUGAUCUGUGGUGGAGUCUUGUACUGUUUGAUCCAGUCCACUGGUGUUCUUGGCAACGUUGAGCCCCGUCACAGACUUAUCAUGUAUGACCUUGUUGCCGGACCUUCUGAAACUUCAUUAACGCAAUCAUCAAUCCCAGUGCCGUGUUCUCUCACGUGUGGGCGGCUACUAAACCUGAGAGAGAAGCUGGUAAUGGUCGGCGGGAUAGCAAAGCCCAAUAGACCUGAUAUCAUCAAGGGAAUCGGUAUAUGGGAGCUUGACAGGACACAAUGGCAAGAGGUGAGUCGAAUGCCUCACAAAUUCUUCCAAGGAUUUGGCGAGUUAGAUGAUGUAUUUUGUAGCGGGGGCGCCGACCACCUUGUCUACAUCCAAAGCUAUGGUGCAACUGCUUUGCUUGGAUUUGACAUGAAGCAGAGGCAAUGGAAGUGGUCGGCAAAAUGCCCUGUGAGCAAAAAGUUUCCUCUCCAGCUGUUCACUGGCUUUUGCUUUGAGCCUCGGCUGGAUAUUACCACCUAAUUUGCAUCGGUCUGUACCUUUGACUUGCCCGCAAUCAACAAAAACCAGUGAUCCUCGUCUUGUGGAAGAUGAAUGAUACACUCUCUACCUCUAUUUAAUUUAUUUUUCCAUGAUUGAUGCAGUUGUCUGUUGUUAAGAGACUAAUAUUUUGGAAUGCAGUGUUCCGUGAAUCA